This is a messenger RNA of Acanthocheilonema viteae, 4713 nucleotides long. NCBI's taxonomy places the organism in Eukaryota, Metazoa, Nematoda, Chromadorea, Rhabditida, Onchocercidae. The record is from the annotation of a GenBank genome assembly.
AUGUGUGCUGCUGCGAUUUCCCAGAUGGAUUCGGGCGGAUCAACGGUGGUGGUUACUUUUCGCGCGGAUAGGGCUUUUGAAGACGAAAACAGUGAAGGAAUUGGCCGUUGUUUGUUGAGAUUUCUUUAUAUGUCACUUUCUGGAUUCGAGAUGACAGUGGAAAAAUUACCACCGAAUGAAUUUGUAGUUAAGGUACGCAGAGGCCGUAUGGAUCGGCCAGUUUACAUGAAGAGAAGAGCCAUUAUGAUAUUCAAUCCUGAUCAAAAAGACAUUACUUUUUCAUACGAUAAUUGUUGCACUAUAUUAAAAACGAAGUUCAUAUCGCAAGUGCCUUGGUCACCGCCACGAGGAUGCACACUGCGAUUCAUGUCAGACACUCGAAAUGAGGAGGAAAUGAUUUUAGAAUUUGAAGAUCAUGGAAAACUGAUGGAAGCAUACUCUAUUUUAAAGAGCAGAUAUUUAGAACGAUCGCAAUUUGUUUUUUCGAGUGAACCGCACAGUAGUCGAGGCUUGCAUACAACUACUGAGGAAAGCGCAGUGGAAAGACCUGCUGAUAUCGAAACACCUUUAAUGGUUAUGGAUUCUCGACGAAGUCACGUUAAAGACCACAUGUUCGAGCGUCUGUCAUUUUCGCCGCCAAGUGAAAAACGAUCUAGGCAGUCUGAACCACCAAGUGAGAUGAAAACAAAACAUAUAAAACCGUCUCUUCUAGUGGAACGCGUAGAAUUGUCGCCGUCGACAGACCGUCUAAAAUUCUCAUCGCUACAAUCCGAAGAAUCAGAGAAGAUUAAGAGAGAGCAUGACCCGACUUUUGCCGAAUACUACAAGGAGGGAUUUUCUCCAGUGCAGUUGACACCAGCAAUAUGCACUCCGGAUAAUUAUAAAAUGGAUGAUUACAUCAUUAAGCCAACUACUUCGAAAGAAAAAAUCUCUGGAUUUGCUAAUCUCGGCAACACGUGUUACAUGAAUGCGAUGCUGCAGGGACUGUUUGCUAUGGAUAUUUUCACCAGAGAUCUUUUCAAGUUUUGUAAGAAGGUUCAGAGUCGUAAAAUAAAUUUGGAUGAAGUAAUGCCAAUGAGCUUAGCACUUUCGAGUCUUGCAAGCGUUCGGGAUAGACCGUUAUGUCUUCAAAAACAAGAACUGUUGAAAGCAGUAAAAGAUGUGUCAUGUUUUAAAGGCAGCGCUCAGCAGGAUGCCAAUGAAUUCUUGGUCCAUGUACUCAAUCAAAUUCACGAUGAAUGCGAUAAGGUAUUGCGUGGGCAAUAUGGAAUUACAGAUACCACGGAAAGACGCAUACGAAAUCCAGUAAUGGCAAACUUUGGUUUCACUACGCAAAGCACUAUUAUCUGUGAUACGUGUCAUCAUGUCUCACAAGUUGAUGAAGAUAGCAUCAUUUUGCCAGUUACUAUCAGCGUUUUGGAUCAAGCAAGUGAACGGUUUUCGAAAAAAUUUUUACGUUUUCCAAACGUACAGACGCUGUUGGAUGAGUUUUUGAAGACGGAAAACGUAGAGAGGAACUGCGAACUUUGUCAAGGAAAAAGUGGACAAAGGACACAGAAAUUCGUUCAACUUCCACGAUGUCUCAUAAUACUCAUAAAACGUUAUGCUUAUGAUGUAUCGAAAAGUGUGAAACGUAAGGAUAAGAUUGAUAUUCCCUUAUAUCUGACUUUAAAUGGACAUUGCACUGAGUCAUCAGUUCCAUUUCUCGCCGUACCACCAAGUACAAAAAAGAUCGAUUUCGCAACUGCGAGUCCAAUCAAAACAAAGCUAUUAGGAACAUCAACUAAUUCACCUUCACCGGCUAGAAGACGCCUAUAUUUAUCAGAUGUACAAACCAGUUAUGAUACUCGAAAAGCCAGUACUGCAGAGGAAAUACAUCCUGCGAUAACAAGUCUCUAUGAUCGUUCUAUGGAUUACAGAACAAUGCAAAGUAACAUAGCUGCGAAUCACGAUGUGGAUUUUGUUGUUCCUGAUACUGGUUCGAGCAUCAAGGGCGAAGAUCAAAUAAUUGAGAACUUUGUUGUACCACGCAGCUCACCGGAAGAUUUUAAGAGACCGAGGUCACCGAGAAGCAUAACAUGCGAAGAAUUAAGCCGUAUGACCGAAGAAGAGCAACUGAAAGUGAUUUGUGAGCGGAGUUUAUUACAGACGAAGUUUGUGAUUAAUGAGAAUAAAUCAAGUGAUUCAUCAUCUAUGUCUCUUGAAUUUCCCGAAGUCGAGGCCGAAGAAGAGGAGGACGAAGCAGAAGUGCCACGUGCGCAGACUGAUGAUAUUUACAGCUCUCGUAAAGAGAAGUCAGGGGACAAGUUAAAUCCAGAUAUAAGAUUAUCUGAGGAAAUAGGAAAUGAGCGAGUUGGAAGAAGUGGGCAAGAAGUCCAAUCUGUUAGCCUUCAGGAAGAAGAAAAUAGUAAUGAGAAUCGUGCCGAACCUAAUAGUGGAGCUGAGCUUGGAAUUGCAAGUGUUAUUAGAGGAAUGUCCAUGGAGGAAAGAGUAAUAGUUAAUGCUGAUAUGAACGCUGAACGAAUUAAGCAAGAUAACUGCGAAACAAAGUCUGGAGCUGCUAAAGAAAGCUACGUGAAGCCUCUCACAAAAUCACCAGUCGCCUAUGAACUAGUGGAAGAACAAAGAUCGGAGAAUUAUGCUAUUAAAGAAAUUGUGGCGAAAAAUUUCGAUGUGUUACACUUGUCACAGAGGGAAACAAAAAUUCCAGCACAAGAUGUGCAAAGAGCUAUUGAAAACAAAAGAGAGUCAACUAGACCGUCCACACCUGUUCCUCCUAACACUCCAACCGGUAUGACCGAACAAGAUCAAGAAAAAAUGCCGGGCGUGAAUCUAUCCAUUGAUGAUGAUGAUGAUAGAGAAAUUUUGGAGGAGUCCGGCGUGCAAGUAAUACCGUAUAAACCAAUGUCUGUUGAAAAGCGACGUGCUGUUUGUUCUCAAAUUGGUUUACUCUUCAAUUACGAUUGCAUUGAAAAAACCGUUGUUCGCGUAAUGAAUCCAAAUGAUCGUCCAUCUCGAGUUGCUAGUAUUGUUGGUGAUGGCAAUUGCCUAUUCCGAGCACUGGCUUUUUACUUCGCUGGCAGUGAUAUCGAACAUUCGAGACUCAGUUUUGCAAUGCAAAAUGAUUAUGGUUUCGUAGAUGAUAUAAAUAUGAAGAUUGUUGAAUUUGAAGCGGAGCACUGGAAUGAAUUUGCUUCUUUGAAAGGCUGGUCAUCAGAUGUUUGGAAUGAUCACAUGGAUCAUUUGUUAACCGAUAAUACAUGGGGCGGUGAUAUUGAACUUUUCGCAGUCGCAGCAAUGCUAAAUGUUGAUGUGUGGACGUAUUAUGAUCAACGAUGGAUUUGCUACCGGCCAAGAUUCAAAGUCCAAGAUGGUGAUGUUAUACCUAUAUCAGUUAAGGACCAUCGUGCAGGUAAUAACGACGGUAUAUAUUUACUGAAUGAAUUCAAUCACUAUACACCGGUGCUUGAACCUUCGAAUGCACUUCUCCUGAUGGAAGGUGCUGACGAGCGAAUUUGUGAUCUAGUUGUAAACGCCAAUUUUAGAACUAACAUGGAUUUCUGUAAUGGAUGUUUUUUCAUUAAGGAAGGUUUCAUGAAGCCGUCUUAUCGGCUUGUAUCAGUUAUCAGUCAUAUCGGUGACAAAAGCGAAAGCGGCCAUUACAUAUGUGAUAUUUGGUGCAAAAAAAAUAAAAGCUGGCUGCAGUGUAAUGAUGAAGACGUUUUGGCGAUCAGCGAAACAAGGGUACGGGCCAGGAAUAAUGUUGGAUAUAUCUAUUUUUAUCUUAAUAGCGCUUAUAAUGCCAUGUUUUUACCUGCUUUCGGAUUAGAGUUGCUUCUGUUUCAAAUCACAACAAAGCAACACAUUUUCCAGGAAGGGGUACUCCCCGCUAAACUAAUGGCUUCUGCUUCAACGAAACGAUUGAUUGCUAUCAUUACAGGUGCAAGUUCUGGGAUUGGUAAAGCAACAGCAGAAUAUUUUGCUGCGAAGGGCUACAAUUUAUCAUUGAGUGGUCGAAAUGAAAAGGCGCUCGAAACAACUGUUAACAAUUGCAUUACGAAAGGCUUAGGCAAAGAUUUGGUAUCAUUGGAUAAUAAUUUUAAUAUAUUUGAUUACGGCAAUAUUUCUUGCGGAUUAAUUCUGACUACUUUGGGAGAUUUAACGGAUGAGAAAGUUGCAACGGCUUUGAUCGAGCGUACAGUGGAAAAAUUUGGACGAAUUGACUCGCUGAUUAAUGCUGCAGGAAUUCUAGUUAACGGAAAAGUAAUGGACUGUUCUAUGGAAGAUUACGACUAUCUGAUGGAUGUAAAUCUUCGAAGUGUUAUUCAAUUAACGCGGAAAGCCAUACCAUAUCUUAUUAAAACGAAAGGUUCAAUUGUGAACUUUGGUGGUGUAACAUUCUAUUGCAUAUCAAAAGCAGGACUGGAUCAGUUCACAAAAUGUCUGGCGCUUGAGUUGGGUCCUGAAGGAGUCAGGGUUAAUUCCGUAAAUCCUGGUAUAAUCAUCACCGAUAUACACAAAAGAUCCGGUAUGAAUGAUAAGGAUUAUCAUGAGUUUCUUGAUCGAACAGCUAAAUUUGCCGCACUGGGUAAAACUGGGAGAACUGUGGAUGUUGCUAGAGCUAUUUAUUUCCUAGCAAGCGAUGAAUCUUCAUUUAUUACGGGUGAUCUGCUUAGAAUUGAUGGUGGACGAGGCAUUAUGCAUUUAAGAUAG